Messenger RNA from Diaporthe amygdali, 2253 nucleotides. RefSeq lists its product as uncharacterized. NCBI's taxonomy places the organism in Eukaryota, Fungi, Ascomycota, Sordariomycetes, Diaporthales, Diaporthaceae. The transcript has 6 exons. The record is from RefSeq and is a predicted model, not a curated record. Bases 1 to 2253 code for a protein of 750 amino acids.
AUGCAUCUUGCUACCAUCUUCAGAGCGUUGGCAACAGCCACAGCUGCCGUUGCAGUGACGGUUCAAUCGACAUCACUGGGUUUCACCACAUACAAAGAGAUAGUCGAGGGGUCUGACAACUCUGGCGCUAUCCAAUAUUACAGUUUGAACAGAUCUAACUCUCUUUUCCUAUACAUACAAAUCAUCGCCGGCCAGGACCAUUCCACAAUAAUUGAGGAUUUCAAGACUCUUUGCCGCAACUACGGUGCUGCUGGUAUUUCAGUAAUUCCACGAGUCCGAUAUGGAGAUGCUACGGGAUCAGUAGCCACGGCGCCAAAUGACGUUUACCAGUUACUUACAGAUGUUUUGACUUGGGGAAAGGUCUUUUCUGAAAUGUCAGGCACAAUCAACAUCCCUGUCGUCCAAGCCGGGUUCAUUGGGCUGUGGGGAGAGUGGCAUGGCGGACCGUUCGGGGAUGACAUGCGAGUUAAAGAUGCCGUCGUGAAAAUUCUCAUGGCUUUCGGCCUCAAGGUCGCCGUUCGCACUCCUAGCGACCACAAGACUCUCUUCAACGGCGACCGGGCCGUGACGAUCCACAACGACUGCAUCUUUAAUGGAGGACCUAACGGCUACGACGGCGGCACUUUUCCAGCGAACGACAGAGAGGCUUGGGUCAACUAUACAAAGCAGGUCGCCGCCGGGAACAUCUACGGCGGGGAGCCGUGUAACGAAGCAGGCGACUCGACGUACAACUGGGAGAACUAUGAUGAUCUGUGCGGACCCAACGGGCUGGCGGCGUACAUUGAUCAGUUUCAAAUUGCGUAUCUCAACCCUGGAAAUCCUCCGGCGCUUUGGCGAUUAGUUUACACCUCGGGUAGGACCCAGUGCGUCGAUGAUAUUGAGGCCACCCUCCGCCGCAACAGUCAUCUGGGUGGUCUUGAAGGUGUGGCAGGCGGAACGAGACACAUUUUCCAACAUGUGCAUCAGGACAAACAAGGAGGAACAUCUCUCGUCUUUCAACCCCUCCGCCGGCCGUUAGCAUUCAUCAGACAAGAGAGCUUCAACACGGAUUCCACUUCAGAAUCCCACUCGACAAACGACUCCACCAACCUUUGCCCACGCUCCCUCUACAUGAACCAGUGCACUGAUUAUGAGUACACUCUGUCAGACGAGGUGCUCGCCAUAAGAAAGCUGCAAAGACAACAGGCCGUGGAUCAAGUCCGGACGCUGUAUACACGCGGGGUUCCAUUCUUUACGAAGAGUGCCAUAGCGGAUCUGGCGAGCCAAUUUGAGCGCGCAACAAGACAGUUCCAAGAUGAAGGCACUCCAGGCAAGGGGGAGAUAUUCUCCCUGCAAGGACUCGAUGGGAGGAAAAUGGAGAUCGAGAAUGACCUUGGUGCCAUCUGGACAGAGGGAAUGGAAACAGAAAAUAUUCUGGUUGAGCUAGUUUUCGGUUACAAGACGUAUCAGCAGUUGAUCACCGCCAAUCGAGACCCUGAAGACUACUCUCCCACGCUGGCUUUGUGCCCCCUGCGUGUUUAUUACCUUGUUCGCGAGAUUGAUACAGACACACAUCAGCUUCUACACGAGCCUAGCUAUUCGCCAUUGGACACCACCCGAGAAGCCUUGAGAUCCGAAGCGGAAUUCUGGGGAAAGAGUGGGCAAUCCAACAUGCUUACUUCAGCCAUCAUGGCCAAUAUAACUCCAGAGAAGAUCACAAAGAUCAUCGCAUUUUCUUUCGGCUCGAUCUCGGGUGGUGAAGACCUGGAACGCAGUAUUAAACAACACGUCUUGGUACUCACAAUCAAAGAUGUCCUGAAAAAGAUGAUCGCCCAUGCAGAUGUGGAGAUCAGGUGUUACGUUCAGGAUCCGGAAUAUUCGGACGUUGAUCGGACUGCUCUCGCGGGCGCCGGCAUUGAAGUCCUCGAUGACCCGCAAGGUUUCUUGGAGGUCGACGACUCGAGCGUUGUGCUCUCUUUCGAUUCUGCGGUCCCAGUCCGGCAGAUCGUGGCAGACCUUGCGCGGCCAGCUAUCAUGAUAUGGAACAAGGUGAGAAGCGAGGGGGAGUUGAUCCAAUGCUCGUCGGGAGGUGGAGAAAGCCCAAUUUGCAAGAGUUUGGAAGAAAUUGAAGGAGGACUGUGUGACCCGGAAUCGUCACGUUUGCGGCAGAUGGUUCAGAAUGAGUACGUUGUGAUAGGGGAACUGGAUGGCGACAACUUCCCGGAGUCUUGUGUUUAUGUCAGACGAUCAUCGUUCACUGAAACAAAGGGAUAG